UUGAAUGCAAAUGGCGAACCCCUUGUUGGAAAACCAGACGGGGCUGUAAUGUCGCUUGGAGGGGUGCUGGAUAACAAAAAACAUGGCGGCGCCCAUGUCGUGAAACAUGAACCGCUCGAAGAUACAUGUUUACCAUUGACAGAACGGUUUCUUGUCACCGAAACCCUGUCAGAAAACGAAAACAACGUGUGUGACGGAGAAAGAAAUCAAGAUGGCGACCAGAAGCUACAUGACAAUGAUGAAAAUGGUCUUGGUGAAAAUUUGCCAUUUUUGCCAGAGUUGGGGACCGACUGCCUCGAUAGUUAUGACAGCGCUGUGGUUGAAAACAAUACCGAAUGGUUGAAGGCAAGGUGUAAAAACUUUGGACAGGUUGAAUUUGAUAUAACGCCACAAACAACUGGGGAUGACACCCUUGAUUUUCCUGGUAUUUCAAUUGACAGUAAAGUUAUUCUGCAGAAUUGUGAAAGUUAUGAACCAAAUUCUCAUACGGUUUCAAAUAUAGGUGCUACUUCCUCAAAUAAGAAAAUAUCAGAUAGUAAAUUAAGCAUUCAGGGGAAUGGAUACGCGACUCCGUACUUGUCACUUCAAAGUGCACAGAUUCCAGAUGGAGAUAUCAGUGGCAGUUCGGUUACAUUGCCAAGCUCUAUGGAUGCUUCGCUAGAACACGUGAUUAUGAGUGCUGUAGGGGGACCAAGUGCAGCUGAUGUUACUGGUAGCAGCAAUGAAAGCUCUUCCUUUGCAGACUUAAAUAUCUUGCAGCAAUCAAAACUUUUUGUGAAAGAUGGUAUAUUGUCCGUAAUGCCAGAUUCUCAAAUUGUCCCAUCUAAUGAGGGCAUUUGUAUUAGUAGUGACACUGUUGUUCAGCCUAGCACUGCCUCUAGUCAGGAAAACUGCUCACUUUCACCAGUACAGCAAGAAACAUUAACACUAGAUGCAUCAAAUGUACAGAAUGUUGCUAAUUCGCAAAACUUGACUGAAAAUUUAGCAUUAACAACAAUUUCUAUAGCAACAGAUAAAUUAAGCAACCUCACUAAAAUUCUAGUCAAUACGAGUCAGGGCCAGCAAAUGUACCAUCUCAAUAUAGCAGAUCUUACGAAGGCUCAAAACAGUAAUGCUGUAGCCAAAGAGUUUGAGAAACCCACAGCUGUAGUCACACAACAAGUUCAGGCCCCUACCAUAUCUAAUCAAAAUGUGUUAUUACUUCCAAUUCAAGAUGGGGAGAACAGCAGUAUGUUUUCUUUCACAUCUCCAAAGGAGAAGACUGUGUCACCACCUGUUAGGGAGAGUAAGGCAAAACACGAAGCAAUGUUUCUUUGUGGAGAAGAAAAUUGUGGGAAACUGUUCAAAACUCUGCCAAAAUUGCAGGUGCACUCCAUGACUCACACAGGGGAGAGACCAUUUAAGUGUUCAGAGCCAGGUUGUGAUUGGGCAUUUACCAAGUCUUACAAGCUUAAAAGGCAUGAAGAAUCUCAUAAAGGAAACAAAGAUUUUGUGUGUUCAUAUUGUCAUAAGAAAUUUACAACAAUAUACAACUUGAAGACACAUAUAAAACAACACAGUCGACCAUGUACAGAAGAGUGUCCAGUUGAAGAAUGCGGGCUCAAGUUUCAGACAAGACGAGAGCUAGACAAACAUAUGAAAACGCAUGAAGGCAUUGAGAAAACUUACAAAUGUCCUUACGAAGGAUGUAAUAAGGUGUUUUUAUCGCCUCACUGCCUUGGUUCACAUCCCCGAGUCCACCAGGCCGAGCCGCAGGACUUGACAUGCCAGUAUGAAGGUUGUGGGCGCAAGUUUGACAAGCUGUGCAGACUGAAGCAGCAUCAGCGGACACACACGGGAGAGAGACCUUAUGUCUGUCAUUUCACGGGUUGUAACUGGGCAUUUUCCACAGCCAGUAAGCUAACACGUCAUAUGACGAAGCAUACAAACAAACGUAAAUGGAUUUGUAACGAGUGUGGCAAGGCAUUCCUGAGGGCAGAGCAUCUCAAGGGUCACAUGAUUACUCAUACAGGGAUCAAACCAUUUACAUGUCCUGUUGAAGGCUGCGGACAAAAAUUUGUGUCAAAGAGUAGUGUGUAUGUUCAUCUUAAAAAGCAUGAAAAGGCCAAAAAUCUCAAACUACUUGAAGAUAAAAACGUCACAUAUCACUGCCCCAUGGAUUCCUGUGAUAAAAAAUACAACACAAAGGCGAAGUUACGUCAGCAUAUACUCAAACAUUUCCCUGGUACAAUGAAGCCUGAAGAUGCUGCUCAUAUAGAUAUAGUGCCACUGUUCAAAAAUCAGUCACAGGAAGCAAGGAAAGAAACUGUUGUUAUGCCGUCAACUGUUUCUGUAAAAACCACUCAGGAUGGAACUAUAAUGAACAUUGACCCUCUAGAGUUCAUGGCCACAACAAUUGAUCCUAAGGAUGGUACCCCUGUUACAGUACCAAACCAGUUUACAGCGGAACUGACAGCUGAAUUAACUAGUGUUGUUGCUAAUAGUGCUGUCCCAAUAAAAAAUGAACCAGAGAAGUCUAUUCUGAGAAAUAAUGCAAAGAAAGAGAACAGUGAAAGAAUGGGCUCUGCUAGAACAGAUUACCAUAGUAACAAGUUGCUUAGUGACAGAGCCAAGAAAAGAAGAAAACUUCUACGAGAGAAGGCAGAAGGCAGUUCUGUUUCUGAUGAUAUGUCGGACCAGCAGCAUGAUGCAAUGACAUUGGAGAGCUCUAGUUCAAACCAGCUUAGCUCACAUGGUAUAACAUUCAGAGACCCAGAGACAGGUGUCCUCUAUGUACAGAUGCAGUUACUACAGGAUGAUCCACCACAUCCUGACCUGUAUUCUGAUGAGAGUAUACUGAAUGGACAUCUAGACAUGUCACAUGACUCGAGCAGCGCAGGAAUCGAUGAGCAGGAUCAGAGCUCCUCGGAAUUUGUGGGUUCUACUAUCAACUUACAAGAUCUUGUUGGAUGAAAUCUCAUCAUUUUACAGCUGAAAAAAGUGCUAUGUUGCAAGUUUGAUGUUCUGCUUGACAGCCCUGAUAGAAAUCGAUAUUGAAAGAUAUGCAUAGUCAUCCAACCAUGUGUGAAUGUUCCUAUUUGGACAGAUACAGGCAUGCAGUUCUGGUGCCAGUGAUGAAGUCAUGCAAUGAUCAUAGACCAGUUAAAUCAUUCAGAUACACUGUCAACUGUGCAAAGAUCUUGUUUCAUUAUAUUAUCUUUGAAAUUCUUCGAGAAGGAGUUAGCAUUGCUGAGCAGUAGUUUGGAUUGCUGGCAGUGUAAUUGCAGUUAUACUGAUAUUGAAAUAUUAAGAUAAUUUUGAUUAAUGAUAUGGUAGUGAAUGCUAUUGAUACAGGUGAUGAUGUUGCUUAUUAGACUUUCCAUUGGUUAUAAGGUAGAUAUUCUGGAAACAUAGCCAAGUUUUAUGCUGUCUUGAAUUCAGGUCACAUGAUGACAAACCACCAGAAAUUGAGGUUUUUUGCCGAAACUGCCUAUUUUUUGUCUUUUGAUGUACACAAAUAUCACAAAAUAUUGGAGUUGAGGUUGGAGUGGGAGAAUCUUGUAGGGAAUAUAGGAUUUGAAGUAGAUCGAGGAAAGUAACAUCCUCAUAUCCUUGAGCAAGCUGUCACUUUAAAAUUGUUUCCAUAUAGACUUGGAACAAAUUUGUUGAAUGGCACAUUUUAAAGUUGGUGUUUAAAAUUUUUUAAAAUUUUAGAGUUUAUAACAGCUUCGUAAUCAUGAAAUUUUAAACUGACAGUUUCGCUUUUUUUUCAGUCUUUCAUUGUUGAUUAGACAUUUUCAGAAGAUAAGUAAAACAUUAAAAAAAAAUAUCAUUUAAGCUCAUAUUGACCUUUUGGUGAAUCGUUUGUCCUCCACCUCUGGUUUAUGUUAGGAAGUUGUUGAAACAACACAGCACUGAUUUGGAACAAGAGAACACUUAGCUUUUAUGCUUUCACAUACCUUAAAUUGUGUUUGAAAAAGAGUUGUUAAAAAAUUGUGUUUGAAAAAGAGUUGUUAAUCAAAGAUGGUCAGCAAUAUUUUAAGUACACAAUUUUCUUCUAAUUGUGCUAACUACUUUCCUUAAAAUAGACUGGGCUCCAGAAUAAUUACCCUGACUGAAAUCCACAUUAAGAUAGCAAUUAUACCCCCCUUAUGGAAUCCACAUUUAAAUGGCCAGGAUAAACCCCCUUAAUGAAAUCGUGAUAUUAAUGGACAUGACAGUACCCUUUACUGUCAGGAACCUACCAUAAAAUAGCCAGGAUAUUCCCCAUACUGACUGGAAUACACUUAAAUAGCAAGGAUGAUCUCCCUUUCUGAUAAGAAUCCACAUUUAGAUAGCCAGGGUAAUCCCCUUUUCUGACUGGAAUCCACAUUUAAAAAGCACAUAAAAUUAUAGUCAUCUUACAUAUUGGAAUACAAAUUUAAAUAGCCAGAAUAAUACCAGAUACCCCUUAGUGGGAUGAGUCCACAUUUAGAUAGCACAGGUAAUCCCCUUACAUAUUGGAAUCCACAUUUAAAUAGCCUGAAUAAUACCCCUUACUGGCUGGAAUUCACAUUUAAAUAGCUAGCAUAAUUCCUUUUACUGACUAGAAUCCACACAGCAUAAUCCUGCUUUCUAACUUGAAUCCACAUUUAAAUGGCCAGGAUAAUCACCCUUUCUAACUUGAAUCCACAUUUAAAUAGCUAAGAUAAUUCUCUUACUGACUAGAAUCCACACUAAAAUAACUAGAAUAAUUUGCUUGGCUCUGAGGUCAGAAUGUGCAUUCUGUAAACCCAUACCAGACAAAUGUGAUCAGAAAAGUUGAGUUCAGUGGAAGAAAUGCAGUAUAAAUGUAACUAUGCUGUGAUAUUUUCAAGUUAACAAACUGAGGUAUAAAUGUUCCCUGCCCAAUACUCAUCCCAAACUUGCUGCCAGCAAGUCUCAGGUACUCUCCUUGUUGCCAUUCAGGCUCGGGUACAUGAUUAUCCAUAUUUCCAUUUAAAAUGACAUGUUAGCUUCUUUUAUCAGUCAGCUGCACUCCAGUCUGACUAUGUCAAAUUUAUUAGAGCCUGUUAGCAAGGAGAAGUGAAAUUGUUUUUAUUUUAUUUGAAAUGUAGAAGUAUUAAACUGUAACGGGGCAUAAUUAUAUAGUGAUACUGGUGCUAUGGUUACACUCAGCAUUAUCCAGAUUCUGUUGUAUUGUAUUGAGUGUUAAUUGAUAUUAGAUUUGGUUUUAAACCAUUAUACUUCAAAGCCAGUUUACUGGCAACCUAUAGAUUAUAUAUACACAUGUUGCAUUUUAAAUGUGUUGUUUUUCUCACAUUUUUUAGCUCCACUAUUCGGAAAAUAGGGGUCUAUACUACUCGCCCCGGCGUCUGCGUGACCCUUCUUGGUUAAAGUUGUUUGGCAAUCUUUGUUUUUCUGUCAUAUCUUUGUUACUAUUGCUUGUAUCUUACUGUAACUUCACAUAAAUAUUGUCCAGUGUACAAACAAUAUAUGGGUAGGGGCUGAGCCCAUUAUACCCAAGGUCAAGGUCACCAAGGUGUUAUACUUGGGUUAUUUUUAUGGUUAAAGUUUUUCGGCAACCUUUGUUUUUCUGUCAUAUCUUUGUUAAUAUUGCUUAUAUCUUACUGUAACUUCACAUAAACAUUGUCCAGUAUGCAAACAAAAUAUGUAUAGGGACUGGGCCCAUUAUACCUAAGGUCAAGGUCACCAAGCAUUAUAAGGUUAAAGUUUUUCGGCAACCUUUGUUUUUCUGUCAUAUCUUUGUUAGUAUUGCUUAUAUCUUACUGUAACUUUACAUAAACAUUGUCUUGUAUGCAAACAAAAUAUGUGUAGGGACUGGGCCCAUUAUACCCAAGGUCAAGGUCACCAAGAUGUUAUACUUCGGUUAUUUUUAAGGUUAAAGUUUUUCGGCAACCUUUGUUUUUCUGUCAUAACUUUGUUACUUUUGCUGAUAUCUUACUGUAAGUUCUCAUAAACAUUGUCCAGUAUACAAACAUAGUAUAUGCAGGGGCAGGGCCCAUUAUACCCAAGGUCAAGGUCACAAAGGAGUUAUACUUUAUUAAUAGACAUAUCUUUGGUACUUUAAAAGAUAAAGACUUGAAAUUGAAAAUAUUUGUUUAUAAUCAUCAUCUGCAUGUGUGGUUACAUACCCCAUAACUCUAAUUGUAUUUUUGACAGAAUUAUGCCCCUUUUGUACUUAAACUUUUUUUGCAAUCUUCGCUUUCUGGAUAUUACUUUAAUGCAAUAUAAGAUAAAGACUUGAAACUUAAAAUGUAUCUUAUCACCAUCAUCUGCAUGUGUGGUAACAAUCCCCAUAACUCUGAUUUGUAUUUUUGACCAAAUUUUGCCCCUUUUAAACUUAAUUUUAAUACUUGUUUUCUGAACAUAACUUUGGUACUAUAUAUUUGGAACUAAAAAUAUAUCUUUACCAUCAUCAUCUGCAUUUGUUGUAACAACCCUAAUAUCUCUCAUUUGUGUAUUUGAUGGAAUUAUGCCCCUUGGUGUAUUUUCCUUUUAUAGUACAGGUCUCUUAUUCAGACAUAUAUUCAUUUUACUGUCAAAUCCCCGAAUAGUGGAGCGCGCUGUCUUACAGACAGCUCUUGUUGGAAUUGAAAAUCUCCAAGGGUGAAAAGUUUUAGCUUGUAAAUCAGCUGACAUUAACAAAAAGCUUGAUAUGAAAAACCUGAGGCCAUUGCGUAUUUAGAUAUUACAUAGAAAACAUGUUUUAAAGAAAGCACUUUUCAGGUGUAGCGUGAAGUUUACCAUUUCUGGAUUCUAAAGGUUUCAGAUACCUAUUCCUCAGACUGGCAGACAAAAUGAGAAGAAAAUGUUAAAUAGAGGUACAUUUUUUUAUUACAAAAAAUGUACAUGUUUUUCAGUGAGUUAUCAAAACAUUAGAAUGAAAUAUAUCUGGUAUUUUAACAGUGAAAAAUAUCAAUAUAUUUUUCACUUGUAAGAAAGUAUAAAAUGGAUAAAUUUAGUCAAAUCAUGAAAUAAAAAGAAAAUGUGUUUUACAUGUAAGAUCAAAAUAUCUUUAACUCAUGAAAACCAUAUUUACAUGUUCACUUUUGCAUUUGCCAUUCACGAAAAUAUUACAUCUGGUAUUCUUUCAUGAAAAAUAUUUCAAUCACACACUGAAACAAAACUGAGAAUCCUCUGUUUAUUGUAACAUAACUAAAAUUUCUAGAUAAGUUCCAGGGUACAUCUGUUUCAGCCAAAGCAAAAAGAGGGUUAAAAAUAUAAAAAAAAACACAAAAAAAACUUUAGAAAUUGGUAAAAUGCAGUGUAACACUUUAUAAAAUCAGGGAAAAUAAAUAUUUGUUGCCAAAAUGUCAUAGUAUGAUUAAAUUCAUUAAUCAUAUCCCAGUAAACAAAGUCCACUUAUUUUUGCCAAAGUUAUGGUCCCUUUCUGAUGUAAAAGGUUGUCUAUUAAAUUACUCUGGAACAGGUGAAUGGAUUGAAUUCAUUUUAAGUACACUGAUGUAUUACCAUAAAAUACAGGCCAUGUUCAGUCUUAGUUAUAAUCUGCCAAUUUUUGGCAGAAUUACGGCCUUUUUCUGACUUAAAAUUUUACCAAAUAUCUUGAAAGGAUGAGUGGAUUGAAUUCAUUUUUAGUACACAGGUUCAUGAUAAUGAAUUCAGAAUGCAAGAAGCAUAACUCUGUUAUAGAUAUUUUCAAAUUAGUUCCCUUCUUGCACUUAGUAUUUCCCUUGUUCGGAGCAUAACUCAACAUUCUUACUAUAGAUAGGU
Mercenaria mercenaria is the source of this 7713-nucleotide messenger RNA. Its product is annotated as zinc finger protein ZXDC-like. NCBI's taxonomy places the organism in Eukaryota, Metazoa, Mollusca, Bivalvia, Venerida, Veneridae. The record is from RefSeq and is a predicted model, not a curated record. The transcript has 13 exons. Gene Ontology annotation, biological process: regulation of transcription by RNA polymerase II. Bases 49 to 2952 code for a protein of 967 amino acids. Gene Ontology annotation, cellular component: nucleus. Gene Ontology annotation, molecular function: DNA-binding transcription factor activity, RNA polymerase II-specific; RNA polymerase II cis-regulatory region sequence-specific DNA binding.